UCUUCGCUACACCUGUGUUCGAUGAAAGCAACUGACGUCAUUAAAAAAACAACAAAAAACAAAAUUAAAGAUAACCUUAGUAACAGGAAAGCGGUGGUGCCGCCGCACCGAUUAGGAUUACUAUAUUACAUGGAGAGCAGUGGAGGAAGAGCGACAGCUGGCAAUUAGGGCAAACAGCAAACUUUUGAAGUGAGGAAUUCAAAACUAGGGUUUUGACAGUCCUGACAUUCUCCUCCAGGCUUUCUUUUUACUCAGAUAAAUAGUUAAACAAAUAAACUGCCCAUUAUUUUUGGGCAACAUUCGGUGUCUAAAUAUCGAGACAUUCAUUGCUUCAUUGUAAUUGUACCAUUGUUUCUGUACCCAUUUAGCAUCAUCAUCCUCUUGAUUGUCAUUCGGAAUUAUCUCUUGCCUGUCUCUAUUAGUGCUGCUACUGUGUUAUGAUCCCUUUAUCGAAAAACAUUCAAUUGCGAACUCCUUGGAGCCAUAUUCAUGGCACAUAUUCAAUCGAGAAUCUUACUCUGCAACUCCUUUUGGCCUUUCAUUUUGUUUCCACCUUUCCCCAUUUGUUCUCUUUCUUCUGCAAAUGCUUCUGGCUUCUUUCUUCCUUCACAGUUGUCUUGCAAGCUUACUUUAUUAGAUACGUACAAUGCCAAGGACAAGAGCAAGUGCUGCAGCUGCAGCACAGAAUCCAAAUGUAUCUGAGAACCCCAUUGAAUGUGAAAAGCCUGCGGAACCUGAAGAGCAUGUGGACCUUGAUGGAGACAAUGAGGAUACAAAGGAGGAAGAGGUUGAGUCUGAAGAAGUAGAGGAAGAAGUGGAAGAGAUAGAGGAAGAGGAGGAGGAAGAAGUAGAAGAAGAGGUGGAAGAAGAUGAAGAGGAGGAAGAUACCUACUUUGCUGACGCACAAAAAGAUCCAGAUGGUGACGAUGAGAUAAAAUCUGCCAAAGGAGAAGUAGACAAUGAAAAUAGAAGGCAUGCAGAACUACUAGCACUUCCUCCUCAUGGGUCAGAGGUCUACCUUGGUGGCAUUCCAAAUAAUACUUCUGAAGAGGAUUUGAGGGGCUUUUGUGAACCUGUAGGAGAAGUUACAGAGGUAAGAUGCUGCUGUUUAUCAAUUUCUUCUGUGUGUUUUGUAUUUUAUUUAAAUUGUGGACAACAGGUGAGAAUUUUAAAGGGAAAAGAUUCUGCUGAAACCAAGGGCUAUGCUUUUGUGACAUUCAGAACCAAGGAAUUGGCUUCUAAGGCAAUGGAGGAGCUGAAUAAUGCCGAAAUAAAGGGAAGAAAGAUAAAGUGUUCAGCAUCUCAAGUAAAGCAUCGAUUGUUCAUUAGUAAUGUCCCCAGAAACUGGGGAGAGGAAGAUAUGAAGAAGGUUGUAACAGAGAUUGGACCUGGAGUUAAUUUGGUGGAGCUUUGGAAGGACCCACAGAACUCCAGCCGGAACCGUGGAUUUGCUUUCAUCGAAUAUUAUAAUCAUGCAUGUGCAGAAUACUCAAGAAAAAAGAUGUCAAAUCCUAAAUUUAAGCUUGACAAUAAUGCUUCAACCGUGAGUUGGGCUGACCCUAAAAACGUGGAGUCUUCUGCUGCUUCACAGGUAAAGGCAGUAUACAUCAAGAAUUUACCAAAGUACAUGACUCAAGAUCAGUUAAGGGAGUUGUUUGGACAACAUGGAAAGAUCACAAAAGUAGUUAUUCCUCCUGCAAAGGCUGGACAGGAAAACUGCAGAUUUGGUUUUGUUCACUUUGCUGAAAGGUCCAGUGCCAUGAAGGCACUAAAGAACACUGAAAAAUACGAAAUUGAUGGUCACAUUUUAGGGUGUUCUCUUGCGAAACCACAGGCAGAUAAUAAGAAGUUUUCUGGUGGAUCAAAUUCACAGAAGUCAGCCUUACUUCCAAGCUACCCUCCUUGGGUUGGUUAUGGUUUGCUUGGUGGUGCUCCAGGUACAGGAUAUGGUGCUGCAGGCUUUGGACAACCACUGACCUAUGGUAGGGGACUGACUUCUGCUGGCACAGCCAUGAUGCCAAUGCUUUUGCCUGAUGGAAGGAUUGGAUAUGUCCUGCAGCAGCCUGGAAUGCAGCCAUACACCCCUCCAUCACAGCCGAGGAGUGACAGGAGUGGAGGCGGCAGCUCUAGUGGGGGAAGGCAUAGUGGUGACAGAGGCUAUGGCCGCAGAUGGUAUAAUCCAUAUUGAGUCAGUCGCCUUGUCUGAAUGCAAUUGUAGCAAGGGAAAGGGAUAUGGUUCCUGCAUCACUUAAAUUACCAUAAUUUGGUUGACACUGAUAUUUAAUGGUUUCACCAAAUAGCCACAGCUUGUUGUGAUGGAAGUGUUGGAAGUUUUCAUGCUUCGCCCAUUGUAUCAAUGGUUGGUGGUAACAAGAUGAAGAAACCUCCUGAAGCAUGUUAUUGCUCUUGCCACUGAGCUCGGCUUGUGCUGCUUGUGCAGUGUGCAUUAUGUAACUGCCCAUGGUGCAGCAUGGGUUACCAUCACAAAGGAGGCAUUUAAGCGCCAAAAGCCCUGCCACAACUAGUCUCUGUGUGAAAAAUCGGGGUUUGGACGAGAAGUUAAGUAAGCCUAAAUACGAAAAUCUCAUAGGAAUUUUUUCACAAAUUAAUGGUUCUCUAUGAUGCAAAUAACAUCAACGUCAAGGGAUUGUGAACUGAUAACUUCUUGACCAUCCGAAUUUAUCCGAUCCCAUUCCCACGCA
Messenger RNA from Vitis riparia (riverbank grape), 2702 nucleotides. Its product is annotated as heterogeneous nuclear ribonucleoprotein Q. The transcript is spliced from 8 exons. The record is from RefSeq and is a predicted model, not a curated record. The coding region runs from base 647 to 2188 and encodes 513 amino acids. Gene Ontology annotation, cellular component: nucleus. Gene Ontology annotation, molecular function: mRNA binding. NCBI's taxonomy places the organism in Eukaryota, Viridiplantae, Streptophyta, Magnoliopsida, Vitales, Vitaceae.